AUGCAGCAUUCUGAUAAAGAACAAAAUGAACUUGUGCAACUCUGUAAAGGUACACAUCGAGGUAAUACGAGUGAAUUGAAUGAUAUUAAUGACUUUGAACUUACUUAUAACCCGUUAAUGUCUAACGAUGAAUUAGAACGAAUACGUGUUUCAGUUGGUAACUACGUUUCAAUGAAUAGCUUUUUUUCUACAACACUCGAUCGUACGUAUGCAUUAUUUUUAAUAUCAUCUGCUGGUGCAGCUUCGAGUACCACUCUUCAACCAAUUCUCUUUGAAAUUGAUCCAUUGAAAGAAGGAAUGAAACCUUUUGCUGAUAUUAGCGCAGAAAGUCAUUUCAAUACAGAAAGAGAAGUUCUGUUCAUGCUUGGAUCGAUAUUCAAGAUUGAAAAUGUUAUACUGACCACAACAACAGAUGGUAACAGCUAUUGGAGUAUUAAACUUUCAUUAGCAAGUGAAAAUGAUUAUGAAUUGAGAGAAAAAAAUUAUGAAGAAGCAUUAGUUUAUUUUAUUCGUGCACUGGAAAUUGAAGAAACGUGUUUGCCAUCUGAUCAUUAUGAAAUUGCUAAAGCAUGUGAAAAUAUUCGUUUUAUUCGUUUUAAUUUAGGAGACUAUGAAACAGCACUUCCGUUCUUUGAAAAAGGUUUCAAUAUAAAACGAAAAUCACUUCCAGCACAACACCAUUCUGAUAAAGAACAAAAUGAACUUGUGCAACUCUGUAAAGGUACACAUCGAGGUAAUACGAGUGAAUUGAAUGAUAUUAAUGACUUUGAACUUACUUAUAACCCGUUAAUGUCUAACGAUGAAUUAGAACGAAUACGUGUUUCAGUUGGUAACUACGUUUCAAUGAAUAGCUUUUUUUCUACAACACUCGAUCGUACGUAUGCAUUAUUUUUAAUAUCAUCUGCUGGUGCAGCUUCGAGUACCACUCUUCAACCAAUUCUCUUUGAAAUUGAUCCAUUGAAAGAAGGAAUGAAACCUUUUGCUGAUAUUAGCGCAGAAAGUCAUUUCAAUACAGAAAGAGAAGUUCUGUUCAUGCUUGGAUCGAUAUUCAAGAUUGAAAAUGUUAUACUGACCACAACAACAGAUGGUAACAGCUAUUGGAGUAUUAAACUUUCAUUAGCAAGUGAAAAUGAUUAUGAAUUGAGAGAAAAAAAUUAUGAAGAAGCAUUAGUUUAUUUUAUUCGUGCACUGGAAAUUGAAGAAACGUGUUUGCCAUCUGAUCAUUAUGAAAUUGCUAAAGCAUGUGAAAAUAUUCGUUUUAUUCGUUUUAAUUUAGGAGACUAUGAAACAGCACUUCCGUUCUUUGAAAAAGGUUUCAAUAUAAAACGAAAAUCACUUCCAGCACAACACGUUGAUCUCGGUAUGACAUAUCAUAAUUUUGGUCUCAUUUAUGAACAGACUGAAAAAUUAAAGGAAGCCUCAGAAAACUUUCUCAUGGCAAAACAAAUUUAUCGUCUUUACUAG
Molecule: messenger RNA, 1464 nt
Organism: Didymodactylos carnosus
Lineage: Eukaryota; Metazoa; Rotifera; Eurotatoria; Philodinida; Philodinidae
Source: the annotation of a GenBank genome assembly